Molecule: messenger RNA, 2691 nt
Organism: Ceratosolen solmsi marchali
Lineage: Eukaryota; Metazoa; Arthropoda; Insecta; Hymenoptera; Agaonidae
Gene: Noc1
Product: Nucleolar complex protein 1
Exons: 5
Coding region: 98-2662 (854 amino acids)
Cellular component (GO): nucleus
Source: RefSeq, a predicted model, not a curated record
GUCGAAGAAAAAUGUCAUCGCUCGACGAUUCGGAAGUCAUUACAAAGUGGUACGAGGAGUAUGAAAAAGCAGAGUCUCCAAGCGAACAUGGAGUGAAAUGGAUGUUAUCGAUUUGAAAACCGAAGCUAAGAAAUGCCUUGACUCGGAAAGUGCAGCUUACCAUUUAAAGCAAUCGAGAAUGUAUAAUUCGGAAUAUUCUUGGUUAAAAACAGCAUUAUCGAGGGGAACGAUAUCGGAUAAAGUGGCUGCUGGCAUUGUUAUGAUUCAGAAUAGUCCUAAGUACAAUUUAAAUCAGCUUACUAUAUUAAUAUCACAAGUUAAAAUUGCCAAACAUAAUCAGUGCAGUACGAUUAUCGACGCUAUAAAAGAUCUCUUUUUGAACGAUUUGCUCCAUCCAAAAUUUAAACUCUUAAAAUUUGAGGAGCAAGAUCUGGACAAACUGGAUAGCGUAGACGCAUCCUAUCAAGACGAUAACAUUAAUUUGAAAAAUAGAAAAGCGACCUCUAAGAACAAGCUUCUAGGCAUUUGGUAUUUCGAGGAUCAAUUAAAGGACAUUUACGAACGCUUUGUUAUUUCAUUAUCGAAUAUAGUGAACGAUACGGUCGAUUUAAAUAGAGAAAAGGCCAUAUCAGUGAUGACGGAACUGCUAAUAGGUAACUCGGAACAAGAGCACAAACUUCUCGACUUAAUAAUAAACAAAAUUGGCGACCCUAGCAGUAAGGUAGCUUCGAAGACUGUCUUUUCUCUUACCAAACUCUUAUACAAGCAUUCUAACAUGAAAUUAGUUGUUCUGCAAGAAGUUGAAAAGCUAUUAUUCAGAAACAAUGUCUCUCAGAGAACUCAGUACUUUGCAAUAUGCUUGUUAACGCAAUUUGUACUCUUCAAGGAAGACACUGCGAUUGCCACAAAUCUCAUCAACGUGUAUUUUGCAUUUUUUAACGCAUGUUUAAAAAGGGGCGAACCCGAUACCAGAAUGAUGGGUGCAAUAUUAACCGGUGUAAAUAGGGCGUAUCCCUUCGCUGACAUAAAUUCCACGCAACUGAAUAAGCACAUAGAUUCUAUUUAUCGAGUUGUCUAUUACGGUUCUUUCAACGUAUCCCUCAGCGCUCUUAAUUUAUUAUUCCAAGUUGUUAGUAAGAACGCCGAUCAGUCGGACAGGUUUUACUCGACCUUCUACCGUAAGCUCUUCAAUUCUCAAAUUGGAAUAUCAAGCAAGCGGGCAAUAUUCUUAAAUUUAUUAUUCAAGGUCUUGCGCAGCGAUCAGAGCCAACUGAGAAUGCAUGCAUUUAUUAAAAGAAUUCUGCAAAUUUGCACGUAUUUCCCAGCCAAUAUGACAUGCGCCACUUUAUACGUUAUAUCGCAAGUGUUACAUUUAAAGAAACGUACGAAAAAUAUUUUAAUCGUCUCGAGAAAGACGAUAAAUAGCGACACAGAAAUAGAGUCGAACGACAAGUCGGAUGAAGUCGAUGAUAAUAAAGGGAACGAUGUCGCGGCUAUGAAAGAAGAGAGUACGAUAGUCUUAUCAAAUGUAAUAACAGAGACCGGAGAAGAAAACGUUAAUGACGAUGAGAAGCUGAAAAAUGGAGAAAUAAAAUUAGAAAUAAAGACCAAGGUUUAUGAUCCUUUUAUAAGAAAUCCGCUCCACUGCGGUGCGCAUCUAAGUUUUUAUUGCGAAUUGAAAGGGCUUGCAAAACAUUUUCAUCCGAGUGUAUCUUUAUUUGCAAAAAUGAUUUUGGAAGGGAAGCAUAUACGAUACACGGGAGAUCCUCUCGAAGACUUGAGUUUAAUUCGAUUUUUGGAUCGUUACGUAUUCAAAAAUCCAAAGAAACUUGAAAGUAAAAAGGUGAGUAGAAAAAACGAUCCACUGGCCCAAAGAGCAGCUUACACACCACGAGGCAUUCGAGCGAUUCCAGUGAAUAGCUCAUUAUACAUUAAGGAGAGAGAGGAUCGCAUACCCGUCGACGAGCUAUUUCUUUAUCAAUACAUGCAAAAGCAGAAGGAGUUUAAGGGGAUUAAAAAAUUGACGAGCCGUGUCGAAGAGGACAACGAGAGCGUGAAUAGCGAGGAUUUCAAUGAUAUGCUCGAUCAAAUGAGUAAGAGGAAAUCCCUCGACGAUUUAGAUAUAGCCGGUGAUCUCGUACCGCGGAAGAUAACGAAAGAAAACGACGAUGAUAUGGAGAGCGAGGAUAGCGACUCGUCGGUGGAGGAAGAAUUAAACGAAGAACUUAAUAAUCUAAGCGAUUUAGACAGUAUCGAUGACGAUUUAAGUGACAUGGAAUUUAACGAUGAGGACGAGGACGAGAACGAGGACGAAGAAGGCGUCGUCCAACAGUCAGCCUCGGGUAAACGAAAAAUGAAUAAAGUGGUUAAAAACAUCGGUAAGAAGCUUAAAGGCUUGGACGACAAUACGUUCGUGUCUGCGGAGCAAUUUGCGGAAAUGCUGGAAGAGCAGGGACACGCGAAAUUCAAGUACGGUGCAAGUAGUUUGUACAGUGAUCGCGAUGGUGCUAGCGCGAAGCAACUGGAUUGGGAGACUGAGCGUAACGAGCGGAUUUCGGGCUUCCGUGGCGGAAGGAAGGCGACAGUCGCCAAAUCAGCUAAUAAGUUCAAGGGCAAAAAAGCCUUUACGAAACGUCAGAAAGCUGUGAAACGAAAAAAAUGAAAAUAUUUUACAAGAUAUCAAAAUACUUU